Messenger RNA from Chenopodium quinoa (quinoa), 1943 nucleotides. RefSeq lists its product as uncharacterized. The transcript is spliced from 13 exons. The record is from RefSeq and is a predicted model, not a curated record. Lineage: Eukaryota; Viridiplantae; Streptophyta; Magnoliopsida; Caryophyllales; Amaranthaceae. Bases 316 to 1605 code for a protein of 429 amino acids.
UUUUGGGAAAGUUCCUCUCCUCUCCUCUCUCCAUAAUAAUGUGUCUAAUAAGGUCCCGUUCACUUCACCUUAUUUUUACAUUUGAAAAAUAUCUUUUCUUUCAUUGUUUACAAAAUAAUUCAAAAGUGCAUGUUAAUACGAACUUCCCAUUUGAUAAUUAUUAGUUUACAAAUAUAGCUAAAAGGAAAAAAAUUACAGGUGUAAUAAACCAAUAAAAAAUACUCCGUAUUAAAAAAAUAAACAAAGUGAAAACCUUUAUAUUUUGUUGACUUGUUGAGAAAAAUAAUUAAAAAAAAAAGUAUUCCUUGCUAUAAAAUGGCUUGGUAUUUAUCUCCAUUAUCACAUGUGCGAGCUCUGCCUCAGCUACAUCUACGCCAAACGUGCUGUAAAAACGUGCCAACUCACCCGCCAAUAUUCUCGUUUCUCUCCUACCAUACUUGUUCUCCAUAUUCCUCCCAUAAAUACCGAGUUGAGUCAACUCAUUUCACAGAACACUCGAAAAAUCAGAACACCAAGAACAAAAUGGAAGAAAUUGCUGCUAAUCCUGCCAUUUUACGCGCCGAAUUCUAUCAACUUCUUCGCAGCCGACGAAUUGAAGUUCCUUUGAGAGUCGAACCUGCAAAGCCUGUAACGGAUCCAAUGUAUCAAGGGAGUCCGUCACCACCACCUCCAAGUUUCCAGGAGGCUAUGAAAUCUUGUCCUAAAGCAGAUAUUGACAAUCUUAAGGAUCUCCUUGUUGAAGAAAAUAUAUACUUACACACCGAGGCCUCUGCGCAAGGAUGUUUACCAAUUUUGAUUCUGAGCAUGAGGCGAACUAGUUAUCUGCCAAAGAGACCAGCUGUUGUUAUCCUGCACAGCACGAAUAAGUGCAAAGAAUGGGUUCGACCUUUGCUUGAGGCUUACGCCUCACGCGGCUAUGUUGCUGUUGCCAUUGAUUCCCGUUAUCAUGGUGAACGUGCUAAUAGUCCAACAACCUAUAGUGAACAGGCACUUGUAUCAUCAUGGAAAAACGGUGACACUAUGCCAUUUAUAUUCGAUACGGUAUGGGAUCUGAUAAAGUUGGCUGAUUAUCUUACUCAUCAUAGGGAUGAUAUUGAUCAUGCAAGGAUUGGAAUCACUGGCGAGUCACUUGGAGGAAUGCAUGCGUGGUAUGCUGCCUUUGCUGACACACGCUAUGCUGUGGUUGCACCUAUCAUUGGAGUUCAGGGGUUUCGGUGGGCCAUAGACAAUGACAAAUGGCAGGCUCGUGUAGACAGUAUCAAGUCUGUUUUUGAAGAAGCCCGUGUUGAUUUGGGCAAGAGUGUUAUAGACAAAGAAGUCGUAGAGAAGGUUUGGGACAGGAUUGCUCCUGGUCUGGCUUCAAAGUUUGAUGCACCUUACACAAUCCCGGCAAUAGCUCCUCGUCCUCUGGCAAUUUUGAAUGGUGCUGAUGAUCCUCGAUGUCCCCUUGCCGGUCUAGAUAUACCUGUAUCAAGAGCAGAGAUGACAUAUAAAGCAUAUCAUCACAGUAAUUAUUUCAAGCUCAUAGCAGAACCUGGAAUAGGACACCAAAUAACACCGGCCAUGGUCAAAGAAGCUAGUGACUGGUUUGACAGAUUUCUGUAGAGCAAGCAUGAAGGUGUAUGAUGAUUCUGAAUUGCUUAAAUUCAACCGAAUAAAUAAAUUGAAUUCAUACAUGAUGCUUCCUCAAAUAAUGAAGCAGCUAAAUCUGCAUCUUAAAGCUGUGUAUUUCUCAUUGAUGAUGUGCCAAGUGAACUGUAUUAUCAUUGCUGUCAGGUGUAUUAUUAUGUCCUUAAGGUUCCAUUUCUUUGGUUUUACUUCUUAUGUUCUUUCCUUUUCAUUUUAGUUAUAAUUUUGGUACACUGGAAUAUAGAGAACUUUAUUUGUAAGAUUAAUUUCAUUAAUAAAUAAACCAGUGGAUCAUCUCUGGUCUAGUUCUACUA